Messenger RNA from Dioszegia hungarica, 2967 nucleotides. Its product is annotated as mediator complex subunit Med5-domain-containing protein. Gene Ontology annotation, molecular function: transcription coregulator activity. The record is from RefSeq and is a predicted model, not a curated record. Gene Ontology annotation, cellular component: mediator complex. NCBI's taxonomy places the organism in Eukaryota, Fungi, Basidiomycota, Tremellomycetes, Tremellales, Bulleribasidiaceae. The transcript has 10 exons. Bases 1 to 2967 code for a protein of 988 amino acids. Gene Ontology annotation, biological process: regulation of transcription by RNA polymerase II.
AUGGCCGUCGAGGAGCUAAGUACUGAGGAUGUGAUCUAUAGGGCCCAUAUCAGGGCGAUACCGUCUGCAAAAGCAAUUCGGUUGGUCCAGUCCCGCAUUCGCCAGAGCGGUAUCGCCGUCGAGCAGGCCAGGUACCGGCUGAGUGCCGCCCUGAUAGCACUAUCUGCUCAAACGAGCUCGUCCACCCUGUCCACCUCAUACCUUGCAGAAGCUCUGAGCUCCGGGACUUUGGAUUCGCAGGAGCUUGCCAUCCAGGUGCUCUUUGGUACCAGCAAUGGUAGCUCGCUGCCUUCACAUUGUCUCGCUGCCAUCUCAGCAACGCUCAUGGGGACGGCAUGGGCGACAGCGAUCGCGCAGCCCCUCCCCGCCCAGCUGGCGAAUCCCAGUACUCUGUCUCCGCCAGAUAUCGGGACUUCCGCCUCAGCAACCGCUGCCGAUGCACCGUUGACUCCCACUCUUCAGCUCCUACUACCUCUCCUUCGCCUCUGCGCGGACUCGGUCACGCCUCCCCCUCUCCCAAUCGUCGCACUCACAGUCCGCCUGCUCUCCUCACUCGAACCAUACCCCGCUCCCCCGCUCGAGGUCGGCCUGGAGGCAUCCGCCCUCCUGCCUCAGCUCCCGGAUGCGAUCGCUAUACCACUCCGGACCUGUCUCGGCGGUCUCAUGGCGGAUGUCGCUAUCUCGCAGAGUGCCGCUGAGCUGAGCCUUGCUGCACCUCCCGCCGCUUCAGGUCCUGCUGGCUCGUCAGCGGAAAGCCAGCUCGAUUUUCCUGCUCUACCAUCUCCAUUCCCGGCGGACAGGCCGACCCCGCCGGUCCUUCUAUCGCAUAUGAUCUCCUUCCUCCUUACGUACACCCUCAACUCGGGCAAAACGGCCUUUUCCCUGUCGACACCGUCAGCCGAGUCUGGACUAUGGUCGGCGGACCUGCCGCUCCUCAAAGCCGGUCGAUACUUUGCAUCGCCCGAAAAGUACCUCGUCAAUCUCCUCGAAAGCUCGUUGCAGCUGGUCAUGGGGACGCAUCAGACUAUCACGCCCGACUUGCAGCGGUCGCUGCUGUUCGUGACGGAACGACUACCGCAGCUGCUAAAAUAUUGGAAAGAGAAUCCUGUUGUGGAGUGGCCGUAUCCAACCAAUCUCACCGAGUGCUUGACGACCGCUUUCGAACUAUCGGCUGCGAAUCUAUCCUCCUUCAACGCCUGGGUAAGCGCGACGUAUGCAGCCAGGCUGGCAGACGCGGAGGGAGGAGAUGACGGUGGCUCGUUCUCCAUGGUCGAGGGAUGGAGCGUGACCACAAUACAGGCGGUCCUGGUACGGCGGUUGGUGGACCUGGAUUUGCUGGAAUCAUCCGCGGUUGGAACAUUGUUACCGGGCGGGCUUCUGCCAUCUGGGGCAGUAGGCGAAUCUUUACUCGACCGUGCAUGCUCGGCAAGCCACGCUUCUCUUAUGGUCCUUGAGAUCAUUGUCGCCGCUUCGCCCGGAGCUUCCAGAGCGUUCGCGGCCGAGUUCUCACAAGCCCUGGUAGUGGCCCCUCAGAUCCCUCUUCCAGACAACCUCUUGAUCAACCUCUCGGCUCAUCCUACCCUCCUCAUCGCCCUCUCCUCCGCUCAUCAACCAAAGCAGCUCCUUGCAUUCGCCGUCAACCAGCUGCUGCACGCCCCUACCGACGAAUCUGCCCAGGCGGAUGAUCCUCAAGGUGUCUUGACAAGGUUUGGCGAGGGUGUUGUGUUUGUCGAGGCGGUAGUCGAUACCUUUGAUCUGGAGCUACCUUGGCUGCUUGCGCGGUCGCGGCGGGCGGUCAGUCUGGGACAUAUGGAUGGAGGUCAGAAGACGUCCCUGAACGGCUGGGUCAAGGCUUUGUUUAGUACAGAGGGUAUCGAUGAUCACAUACUUUUAUCUACGCCGCCACGGGACCUCUGCUGGCUGGCUCCCAGCAUCAUACAACAGGCUAUCGCAGCAACUGCUGCUGGUCGUCUCGAUCGGGAUGCUCUGCAUGGCGGAUUGUCUUACUUCUCGCAGCCACUUCUAAGCUGGUGUCUGGGCGGUAUCAUCUCGUGGCUCUCAAGCGAGGUGAUCAGGAAUGGGCUGAUCUCUGCGCUGCAUCUUGACGUGCUGCAGACGAUCUUGCUCAGCGACUCAACGCCCGAAGUCCUCAUCCGAAUCAACGGCAAGGCUAUCGCUCGGAUACUCGACCCUCAGUCUGCUCUGGCUACUGUCUUUCAAGCUGCAAGCUUCGAUGCGCAGGCAGUAAGGACCAAGCUGGAAAGUAUACAUAGCGCCGGACGAUCCUGGAACGCUGCAUCCAAUCCUUCUCUCCCACUCAACACCUUCCGCUCACAACUCCACGUCAUCCGGCACUUAGCAAUGACCCAGCAACCCUGGUCCGGUCCCUUCCUCGCCGACUUUCAGGACUGCCUCGUCUCAGAAGGUCCGCUCCCCAUGCUCGAGGUGCUAUACUCGGAGCUCGUCCGCCCGAGUCUUGAAUUCGACCGGGCAAAUGGCGAUCCGCUGGCCUGCUUCGCACCCACCCUCCUCGCUCUCACGGUCGACGGGUACCGACCUCUCGCCGAGGAGCUCAUCACCACCUUCGUUCCCCGCUAUAUCGAAAGCUCAUCGGCAGCCGCGGCCAGCACAAGCGACGCAUAUCAGCUGAGCGGACUAAUCAAAGCCUCACUCCUCGUCCUGGCUGAGCUCGAACCGAGUCGGGACGAUUCUGGCCCUAUUGCGUCUUUGGCGGCAAGGUUGGCGGAGGGGUUAGCGGAAGAUCUGGGAGCGCUGGGUCGGCGUCCAGUAAUGGAGGCAAGCGGUACAGGCAUCAAGCGGGUGCGGAAGCGGAAGCUGGCGGAAGGGUCGGGCAAGGCGCUGGAGGCUGGGCAGAAAGCAUUGUUGGAGGGGAUGAGGAAGGCGUUGAGCUCGGAUGAGGAGCUGUGCGCCAGGUUCCCGGCACUAGCGAAGAUUGGUCUCAGUUGA